This is a messenger RNA of Salvia splendens (bonfire salvia), 1082 nucleotides long. Its product is annotated as probable carotenoid cleavage dioxygenase 4, chloroplastic. Gene Ontology annotation, molecular function: carotenoid dioxygenase activity. Gene Ontology annotation, cellular component: chloroplast stroma. Gene Ontology annotation, biological process: carotene catabolic process. NCBI's taxonomy places the organism in Eukaryota, Viridiplantae, Streptophyta, Magnoliopsida, Lamiales, Lamiaceae. Bases 3 to 1082 code for a protein of 359 amino acids. The transcript has a single exon. The record is from RefSeq and is a predicted model, not a curated record.
AAAUGCCUAGCAACACUUCAUCAAUAUAUUCCUAUGAUAAAAAAUCUAAUACAAAGGUUGUUGUAGAAAUCCAAGAAAAGAAGCAACAAUCUCUUCUUACCACAAUCUUUUACUCAUUGGAUGAUUUUGUCUCCAACUUCUUAGACUCACCCCUCCCACCAUCAAUCGAUCCCCACCACCUCCUCUCCGGCAACUUCGCGCCGGUAGAGGAGCUUCCCCCCACCGCCUGCGUGGUGGUGGAGGGCUCCCUCCCCGCCUCCCUCAACGGCGCCUACAUCCGCAACGGCCCAAACCCUCACUUCUUCCCGCGCGGCCCUUACCACCCCUUCGACGGCGACGGCAUGCUCCACUCCAUCACAAUAUCCGGCGGCCGAGCCACCUUCUGCAGCCGAUACGUCAAAACCUACAAAUUCAAAACCGAGGCCGAAAACGGCCGCGCCUUCUUUCCCAGCCCCUUCUCCUCCUGCCACGGCGGCCUCGCCACCGCCGCGAGUUUCCUCCUAGCCGUAGCGCGCGGCGCUUUCGGCCAAUUCGAUCCCUCCGCUAACGGAUUCGGAACCGCCAACACGAGCUUGGCGUGUUUCAACGGAAAUUUAUACGCUCUAUGCGAGUCAGAUCUACCCUACCAAAUUCAUCUAGCUGAGGACGGUGACAUCAUCACAUUAGGCCGCUGCGAUUUCGGCGGCGGCCGCGGUAUGACGAAGAGGAUGACCGCGCAUCCGCAUUCCGAUCAGGACUCCGGCGAAGUCUUCGCGUUCAAAUGCAACGUUUUCGCGCCGUUUCUUACGUUUUUCAAAAUUGAUUCGGAAGGGAAAAGAGGAUCGGAUCUGACGAUCUCGUCGAUGAAGAGGAUGGCGUGCGUACAUGAUUUCGGACUCACGAAGAGAUUCAUCGUGUUUCAGGAUGUGCAGAUCGAGAUGGAUCCGGCGGAGAUGGUGAGGGGGCGGACGCCGCUGGUGUGCCACCGCGACAAGGUGCCGCGCGUCGGGAUUUUACCGCGGGAGGCGGCGGACGACGGCGGUGUGGUGUGGAUCGAGACGCCGGGGUUGAAUCUGUUCCAUAUUACUGUUAGAAAGGCCUAG